This is a messenger RNA of Drosophila ficusphila, 1412 nucleotides long. RefSeq names its product fumarylacetoacetase (gene Faa). Gene Ontology annotation, biological process: homogentisate catabolic process; L-tyrosine catabolic process; L-phenylalanine catabolic process. The transcript has 4 exons. Gene Ontology annotation, molecular function: fumarylacetoacetase activity. NCBI's taxonomy places the organism in Eukaryota, Metazoa, Arthropoda, Insecta, Diptera, Drosophilidae. The record is from RefSeq and is a predicted model, not a curated record. Bases 116 to 1369 code for a protein of 417 amino acids.
ACCCUCAGUUGUUAUCUAGCUCACUCUGGCUCCGCGCACUUUUUUGUCAGUUCUCUGCUUCAGUUUAUUAAUUCGCACCCACCUGCCCAAGUUUUCCACUUUGAGUGCUUUUAAAAUGUCCCAGAGUUUUGUGCCAGUGCCAGCGGGCAGCGAUUUUCCCCUGGAAAAUCUCCCCUAUGCUGUCUUUUCAACCGAAAACAAUAAAGUUCACCGCCUUUGUGUGGCUAUUGGACAGUAUGUCCUGGAUCUGAAAGCUGUCUCGCAGUUGUAUCCUUUGGAAGUUCAAAAAAGCCUGCAGGCGGAAACCUUGAAUGAGCUUAUGGGCCUGGACUUUGAAGCUUGGGAUGUGGUAAGGACACAGACUCAAAAGCUUUUAUCAAAGGGUUCCGAACUGGAUCAAAAUGUGGACUUAAAGGCGGUCUCCAUUGUUCCCCAAGCGGAGAUCAAGUUGCACCUGCCCGCUCAGAUUGGUGACUACACAGACUUCUAUUCCUCCAUCCAUCAUGCCACCAAUGUGGGCAUUAUGUUCCGUGGACCGGAUAAUGCCUUGAUGCCCAACUGGCGUCAUCUUCCGGUGGGUUAUCAUGGUCGUGCCAGCUCCGUGGUUGUUUCCGGAACUCCCAUCCGUCGUCCCUUGGGACAAACUUUCCCAGAUGGAGCUGAGAAGCCAGUCUUCGGAGCCUGCAAGCUUCUGGACUUUGAAUUGGAAAUGGCCUUCUUCAUCGGAGGCAAGGGCAAUCAGUUGGGAGAACCGAUCCGCGUGGAUGAGGCCUGGAAAAAUGUGUUUGGCUUUACCCUGAUGAACGACUGGAGUGCCAGGGAUAUCCAGAAGUGGGAGUAUGUUCCUUUGGGUCCUUUCACUGCAAAGAAUCUGGGAACCACCAUUUCACCCUGGGUGGUGCCCACGGCAGCCCUGAAACCUUUCCUCCUGGACAAUUUCCCCCAGGAACCGGAGGUGCUGCCCUAUCUGCGCCAGAAUAUUCCCUUCAAUUUCGAUAUUAAUCUCGAGGUAUCCUUGAAACCCUCUGACCAGAACGAAUCACUUAUCUCAAAGUCCAACUUCAAGUACCUGUACUGGACUCCACUGCAGCAAAUUGCUCAUCAUACGGUCACCGGUUGCAACCUGCGUCCUGGUGACCUGAUGGCUUCCGGAACGAUCUCCGGCGAGACGCCAGAUUCAUACGGAUCUCUUUUGGAGUUGUGCUGGAAGGGCACCAAAACUUUGGAGCUUCCGGGAGGCAAGACCAGGAAGUUCCUGCAGGACUUCGAUGAGGUUAUUAUCCGAGGACACUGCGAGAAGAACGGUCUGCGCAUUGGAUUUGGGGAGUGUGUGGGUCAGGUGCUGCCCGCCCAUCCUGUGCCGCAGUAGUAUCAUUACUUCGCUGAAUCUUCUUAAAUAAAGGCUUUUUCUA